AUGAUGCUGGAAUUAAAUUAGAAAAUAGAUUAUGUACUCAUGGCUGUGCUUAAAGUAUAGAAAACAAUACAUCAUCUUCAGCAACUAACUGCACAUUGUGUGAUACUAAAUAUUACCUUAGUAGUGAUAGUUAAUAAGGUCUUCCUUAAUGUCCUUCUAAUUGUAGUUAAUGUAAUGUUUCACUUUAAAUGUGAAACAUGUGCUUUUGAUUAUAUUUUAACAUCAACAAAAAAAAAGCUAACAAGAAAAUUAAUAAAUUUUUGGACUUCUUGUUGCUAAAUUCUGAUUGUAUAAAUAUCAUUUAUAAUUUAAUAAUUUUAGAAUAGAGGGUUUUUUUUUCUAAUUAUAUUCUCCUGUUAUUUUAAGAUUUGA
Messenger RNA from Paramecium sonneborni, 372 nucleotides. Lineage: Eukaryota; Ciliophora; Oligohymenophorea; Peniculida; Parameciidae. The record is from the annotation of a GenBank genome assembly.